UCUUCUCAAACACACACAGCCCAGCCUUAUGCCUCUCUCUCAUCUCCUCCACCUUUGUUUUCUGAGCAAACUCAGACCGGCGAGAUCUUGUGAGGCGAAAUCGACGGCGGCCGCGUGCAACAGCUGCCGAUCUCACCGGACAACUGACAGCCCCUCUCUCUUAUUUUUUAAAUUAGAAAGAAACCCUGGUUUAUAAUAAGAGACAGACUAGUCUAAAUCUAAAUCUAAUACACAGACACAGCCGCAAAGCAAAGCAAAGCAACGCUACUAUGGAGAUUUGGACAUUGUCUUUCCCUGCCGAUAGUCCGCCGCCUCUACCGGUGAUUGUGGCUGCCAAGCUUGCCGGCCUUGCUCUUCCAAUCGAUACUUCCCUACCUCCUAACUCUACUCCCACGCUUCUCUUCUCUAAUGGGCAUAAAUUACAUGGAACAUAUGUGCUUCUUCACUAUAUUGCUCGUGUUGCUAGCCUUCCCAAUUUCUAUGGACAGAAUGCAUAUGAAUCUAGCCAGAUUGAUGAGUGGCUGGAAUAUGCCCCCGUCUUUUCAUUGGGUCCUGCAUUUGACAAAAUUUAUGUGAUGGUAGUAGUUGGAGUAGCCAAAUUGAAAAGGAAGUUUCAACUACUCAUGACUCUGAGAUAUAACCACUUCAGUCCCAAGUUUUGUUUUCCACUUGCAAGUUGAUGACACCUGAGUUUCUAGCUGACAUCAAGUUGAUAGUAUUUAGCUGGAAGAGCUUGUUUUUCUCUUACUGCCAAUGUAGCUGGACUGGAAGUGCUUGGUUGGACCAUUUUAGCUUUUGCCCAAAUGGGUCUGAGCUAUUUGUUUGUUGGUUGGUCUCACUGGGAAUUAGAGAGGAAAGGAAUUCUCUGGCAUUUCACCAUACUUGUGGUCAAAUUGAGUUUGUGCUACUAGCACUUUGAGAGUAAAGCAGAAAAAUUUGUAAAGUAUAUCAUGACUUGUAGAUGAGGUGAAACUAAAAGCAGAAGUGCAGAAAAUUGAUUGGAAAUUGUAGCCUUGACUUCCCUCAAUUAUUAUUAUUUUUUUUUUUUUUUGUAAAAAGUGGCUUUUUUUCCUCUUUUGCGUAACCAGUGGCACUUAGUUGGUGAUUUGUGUACAAGUGCAUGGUAGCAUUGAUGUUUUUCAGCAGAUUAUCUUUGAUGAUGUAAUGAAUGGAAAUGUAAUGAAUGGAAAGUGUUAUUGAUCAUGUAUUUUUCAAGCUA
This is a messenger RNA of Quercus robur (English oak), 1219 nucleotides long. Its product is annotated as glutamate--tRNA ligase, cytoplasmic-like. The coding region runs from base 270 to 680 and encodes 136 amino acids. The transcript has 4 exons. The record is from RefSeq and is a predicted model, not a curated record. Lineage: Eukaryota; Viridiplantae; Streptophyta; Magnoliopsida; Fagales; Fagaceae.